This is a messenger RNA of Aspergillus affinis, 1508 nucleotides long. RefSeq lists its product as uncharacterized. The record is from RefSeq and is a predicted model, not a curated record. The transcript has 2 exons. The annotation marks the transcript as partial. Lineage: Eukaryota; Fungi; Ascomycota; Eurotiomycetes; Eurotiales; Aspergillaceae.
ACCGCCUCGGGACCAUGAGCCCAGAGGAUCGGGAGGCCUGGCGCCAGAUCAGAGAGGACCCCAAACGCGAUCAUUGCGGCCGGUUCAUCUUGCUGACGACCCCCCAGAGUUAUGACAGCCGUUUCGCCAACUUCGUGAGUCGGACUCGAAGACUUCCCCCGGAUCCUACAAGGAAGGCUCCGGUAUGGAAGACCAGCCAUCGUAUCACGGUCGGCCGAACGUUUCGCGACGAGUGUCAUACUACGUAUGGCGAAACCACCCCUAUCGUUCUUAAACUAACGGCGUUGGCAGAGUGUUGGGCUCCUGCGCACUGGUUUCUGUCCGCGACGCCCUGCACGUCGUCCCCGGCAAAUCUGGCAGCAUUCAUGCGUCUUACUGAAACCCGGCAGUGGCGGGCUGAUCCCUGUACGCGCAAGAAUAACUAUCAGCUGCUUCAGCAGCUUGGAAAGCAGUUCAACACCGCUUCCGCCAAGGAAAAUGUGACCCAGAUUGACGCUAUACUGGACCGCCUCGGCGCCUUCUUCCGUGCGAUCAACUUUCUAAAACGGACGCAGGAAUCCGUCUGGUUCGGCCGCACCUGCCUGGAUCUUCCUGAGCAGAUUGUACAUCCUAUCGACUGUCCUCUGGAUGCCACUGACCGCGAGAAUAUCAAGCAGCUACGUGAUACCCGUCUCGGCGAUAUCCAUAGCGCCAUGCACACGGUGAACCGCGGCGCCUUAAAGGUAAAGCUAAGCAGUAUGACGCAAGCCAUCCGCAUCUGCGCGGCUUUUCCCGGUCUGCUCUGCCAUGCCAAGCAGCAGGGAAAGGCCAUUACGGACAUUCCCACCACGGUAGAACGCAUGGAGGCAGAGGACAUCCUACCACACCCGGAGAACAGUUGGUUGGCCUCCCAGAUUGAUACGGUACUCCGUGGUUCGUCCCGCUGGGUCGCGGUUCAGCGGAUUAUCGACGGCCUGGGUAUCGAAUCCGACACCGGCCAACCGCGCAAGAUCGUAAUUCUGUCGCAAUACCCGACCGUAGCAGUGAUCGUAUAUCUCGCAAUCUGCAAACACUAUCCCGCUCACCAUCCAUAUCUCGGCCUGAGGAACGCUGCAGACCGGUCGUUCUGGGUAGAUAAGUUCCAGGAGCUGCCGACGGGGGCCAGCCUCAUCUAUAAAAACGAGCCUGCCCGCAGUCCCGGUAUUUUUGUGGCUACGACCAACACUUCCUCCCGCGGGCUGACUCUUACCCGCGCCGCAAGCCUGAUCCUUAUGGAGGUGGACUGGCGCAGUACAAAUCAUACGCAGGCUUUUGGCCGCAUCCGCAGGAUCGGUCAAACUAGCCCGGUAGUCCACGACUAUAUCUUCCAGAACACUCAGGAAGAGGAAGAUCAACGCGCCAUCCUUAAAAAUAUGGCGAGACAGGCCCUCGAAAAGACGGUCAAUACAUACGGGCAAAAGGGAUCUCCUUCCGGCCAGCAAGGCGAGGAAGAUGACGGAAUGAUGUUAGAUGAGGCAUUACAGGCGUAA